Adineta steineri is the source of this 1857-nucleotide messenger RNA. The record is from the annotation of a GenBank genome assembly. NCBI's taxonomy places the organism in Eukaryota, Metazoa, Rotifera, Eurotatoria, Adinetida, Adinetidae.
AUGAUAUCUAAAAUGAAACUUGAAAUGUUACCAAAUGAAUUAUUACUGGAUUUAUUUGAAUAUUUUGAUUGUAUUUAUCUUCUUCGUAGUUUCUUUGGUUAUAAUAAUCGUUUUAAUCACCUUAUUUAUAUUUAUUUACAAACUCAUCAAUUAAAUCUAGAAUUUAUAUCAAAAGAUAAUUUUGAUUUAAUUUCACAAAAAUAUUUAUCAUCAUUAACUCAUCAUAUUAUUUCACUUCGUCUUUCAAAUGAACAAACACCGAAUUUAUCUAAUCUUCUUUUUUCAUCUAAUUUUACAAUUGAUAAAUUUUUUUAUUUACAAUCACUUUAUUUGCAUUAUAUUCCUUCGCUUGAUAUAUUAAUUGAAAUAACAUAUUAUUGUAAAAACCUUAUUUAUCUUACUGAUCUUACGAUAAUUAAAUGUAAUAUUAAUGAAAAAUUAAAAAAUUGUAUAAAUUUAUUUCAUAAUAUAUGGAAUAUACCAAAAUUAUCCUAUUGUAAUUUAGAUGGUAUUGAAUUAAAAUGUUUUUCAUUAUUAUUUAUGUCGAAAAUAUCAUUAACAAUUAAGAAACUUUUUAUUGAAAAUAUUUCAUGUGAUUUAUCUUAUUUAUUUUGUAUAUUAAAUUGUACACCUAAUUUAGAACAACUUUCUACAACAAUUUAUUCUUAUUCUACUAAUACAAAUCUUGAUGCUAUUAUUCAAUCAAUGAAAUCAUUAAAAAUAUAUUAUCAAGGUUCAAUCGAUUCAUUGAAAACUAUUUUAUCUCAAAUGCCUAAUCUAACUCAUUUAAAAAUCGGAACAUUGGAUUUAAUUAUGGAUGGAAAUGUAUGGAAACAAAUAUUAAAUGAGUAUUUAUCUAAAAUUGAAAUAUUUCAAUUAAAAAUGAAAUUAGAAUUUGAAGGAAAUGAUACUGAUGUCGAAAAAAGUGUUAAUCAAUUACUUGAUAGUUUUAAUACAAGAUUUUGGAUUGAAGAACAUCGAUGGUAUGUGCGUUGUGAUUGGGAAUUAUCAGAAAUAACUACAUAUGCUUUUCUCUAUACACUUCCAUAUGCAUUCAAGACAAUUUAUUAUUUAAAUGAAUGUAAUACGAGAUCUACUUGUGAUGAUGAAGAAAAAUAUCGAUCAUAUAAAUGUGUUGAAAUGUUCGAAAAUAGUUAUAGGAAAAGUAUGUUAUUACAUAAUUUUAAUCUUGUUUGUGAUAAAUUUCCAAAUCUUCGUUCUCUUGAUGUUGUACUUCCAUUUGAAAAUCAUUUUAAUUCACAUAAUAUUAUUUUUAAUCAAUUAACUUCACUAACGGCAAGAAUACAAAUUGCAUCUGCUUAUGAUCAAUUACAAAUAUUAUUUAAUCGAGCACCUCGUUUGUAUUCAUUACGAAUUAUAUUUUGGAGAAAAUUUAGUAAUAAAUUAUUUCAAUUAACAAGUAAAACAAUUCGUCGAGUUGAAUUAGGUGGAAUGUUUAGUUGGUGUAAUGAAUUUACUAAAGAUGAAUGUAUUGCAUUUGCUAAUUCGGAUUUAGGACAUCAAUGUGAAGUUCUUUCAAUUGAAAUUGAAAAUCGAAAUAGUGUUAUUAAUCUAAUUGAAGGAAUGUCUAAUCUUCGAUUAUUAAAUUUUCGAUCUCGAGAUGAUAGAUGGGAUUAUAGAAAAAUUCCAUCGACAGAAAAUGAACUUAUUCAUUGGAUACAAAAUCAUUUUUCAUCAACAUAUGAAAUUAUACGAAAUCUAGAAAAACCAACCUCUAUUCAAGUAUGGAUUGAUCAACAAGAAAGAAAAAUGAAACGUGAUACAAAAAUAUCAAAAAGUGGACAUAAAGUUUCGAAAGUUGUUUCAUCUGUUCAAAAAUUCUUUGCGAAGAGAUAA